This is a messenger RNA of Heterobilharzia americana, 648 nucleotides long. NCBI's taxonomy places the organism in Eukaryota, Metazoa, Platyhelminthes, Trematoda, Strigeidida, Schistosomatidae. The record is from the annotation of a GenBank genome assembly.
AUGAUAUACCUUACACUCAUUGCUAGAGUGACUGAUGGGUUGCCGCUCGCUGCGACUAUCCAGGAUGACGACAAACUUAGUCGAGAAGUCUUUCAAUAUCAAAAUCAAGCCAAAGCACUCGUAUGUCGUAUGACUCCUACCUCUCCUUCGAGAUGCUCUUUAAUUGCUGGCCCGUAUUUGUUUCAUUAUCUGCUAGAUCGUGGUGUAUGCUAUAUUAUUCUUACAGAAUCUCAGUUCAAUCGCACUAAGGCCUUCGCAUUUUUAGAGGCCAUUCAGACAGAAUUCUAUGGGAAAUACUCUCAACAGAUACAGACAGUUUCACGACCGUAUGCAUUCCUAGACUUUGAUCAUGUCAUACACAAAACUCAAAAAAUCUAUAGCGAUAGCCGGUCAUCUAACCUUAGUCAACUGAAUGUGGCAUUGCAAGAUGUACAACGGAUCAUGGUACAGAACAUCGACGAUGUGUUACAGCGUGGAGAAGCUCUUUCAACUCUUGAUGCUCGUGCAUCUAGUUUGUCUACAAUGUCCAAAAAAUAUCGUCAAGAUGCUUCUACUCUCAACCUUCAAUCAGCCUAUGUUAAAUAUGUACUCUUUUGUAUUCUUUUGCUUGUUGUAUUUGCUUAUUUUUAUAUACGAUUUCUGAGUUAA